AUGGGCCCUGUGCCAUCCCGGUGGCGCGGCGCGUGCGAGCCGGGCGUGGCGUUUGCCGCCUCUACGUGCAACCGGAAGCUCAUCGGAGCGCGUUACUUCAACAGGGGUUUUGUUGCCGCGAACCCCGGCGUGGUGAUCAGCAUGAACUCAACACGCGACAUCCUAGGCCACGGCACGCACACCUCAUCCACCGCAGCGGGCAGCCCCGUGCCGGGCGCGUCUUUCUUCGGGUACGGGCUUGGCACUGCCCGCGGAGUUGCCCCGCGUGCUCAUGUCGCCAUGUACAAGGUCAUAUGGAACAAAAAGGGGCUUCCAUACGCGUCUGACGUGCUGGCCGCUAUGGACGCGGCAAUCGCGGACGGCGUCGAUAUCAUCUCCAUGUCAAUGGGCUUGGACGAUGUGCCGCUGUACGAAGACCCCGUGGCCAUAGCUGCUUUCGCCGCCAUGGAGCGUGGUAUCCUCGUGUCUGCUUCAGCGGGAAAUGCCGGCCCACGCCCCGGCAAUUUGCACAACGGCAUCCCAUGGCUGCUCACCGUCGCGGCUGGCACGGUGGACCGGGCAAUGUUCUCCGGCACCGUGUCUUAUGGCAACAACACGACGCAAGGCACCAUAACUGGCUUCACGAACUACCCUGCGAGCGCUUGGGUGGUGGACAAGAAGUUGGUGACCUCAGCGUGCAACUCAUCGGUGUCGCUAGCGAACCUAACAACGAGCAUAGUCGUGUGUCGUGACACUGGGCGUGUCUUCAGUCAACUGCUCGCCGCGCUCGAGGCCGGGGUCGCCGCGGCCAUCUUCAUCAGCUCGGAAGACGUGUCAUUUUUUCGGAACAUUUCUAUGGACACCAUGUCGCUCCCAGCCAUUUUCAUCAGCCCGGAAGACGCACCGGCGCUACUCAACUACAUCAACUCCUCCACAAUCCCAACGGCGACACUGAAGUUCCAGCAGACGAUCCUCGGCACACGGCCAGCGCCGGUGGUCGCCGCGUAUUCCUCUCGGGGCCCGUCGCGUAGCUACCCCGGCGUGCUCAAGCCAGACAUACUGGCUCCUGGGGAUAGCAUUCUCGCGUCGUGGGCACCCGUGGAUCCACAGGGAAUGAUAGGACAGACCGCGCUGGCCAGCGACUUCCUCGUCAUAUCCGGGACGUCGAUGGCGUGCCCGCACGCCAGCGGCGUGGCGGCGUUGCUUCACGCGGCGCACCCGGACUGGAGCCCGGCCAUGAUCAAAUCGGCGAUGAUGACCACUGCGACCACCAACGACAACGCAUUCCGCCCAAUCAUGGACGCUGGCGCCAGCCGCAAGGGCAACUCCACCGCGGCGAGCCCGCUGGCCAUGGGCUCCGGGCACGUUAGCCCCAACUCGGCCAUGGACCCGGGGCUGGUGUACGACGCCGGGCCGAAGGACUUCGUGGCGCUGCUCUGCGCCGCAAACUACACCGGAGCCCAGAUCGCGGCGAUCACUGGGUCGUCGACGGCGUACAACUGCUCCUCCUCGUCCAACGACGCGAACUACCCGUCGUUUGUGGCCAUCUUCGGCGCCAACGCUACCACCGGGGAGAUGCGCUUCGGCAGGACGGUGACCAGCGUCGGAGCGGAUCCGGCGACGUACCACGCCUCAUGGGAUUCGCCGAGCAACGUUGUUGUGGCCGUGACACCGGCAACGCUGGAAUUCGGCGGCGCAGGGCAGAAGGCCUCGUUCGAGGUAGACAUCAAGCUCACCGCGCCUACUCCCGGAGGCGAGCCUGCGUACGGGGCCGUGAUGUGGACCGACACCAGCGGCAAGUAUCGCGUGAGGACUCCCUACGUAAUUCUUUGA
Messenger RNA from Triticum turgidum subsp. durum (durum wheat), 1812 nucleotides. NCBI's taxonomy places the organism in Eukaryota, Viridiplantae, Streptophyta, Magnoliopsida, Poales, Poaceae. The record is from the annotation of a GenBank genome assembly.